Molecule: messenger RNA, 1095 nt
Organism: Aureobasidium namibiae CBS 147.97
Lineage: Eukaryota; Fungi; Ascomycota; Dothideomycetes; Dothideales; Saccotheciaceae
Product: protein phosphatase methylesterase-like protein 1
Exons: 2
Coding region: 1-1095 (364 amino acids)
Biological process (GO): protein demethylation
Molecular function (GO): protein methylesterase activity
Source: RefSeq, a predicted model, not a curated record
AUGCCCUUGACCACAGCAGACGAAGGCAAUUCUUCCUCCUCCUCCGACAGCUCAGCAUCCACAAACGACAGCGUAGACACCCUUCGACCCUCUGAUUCUGCUUCAAUACCAUCAACAACGACACCAAACCCAUGGCCCAAAUACUUUGAGCAGGAAUUAUUUCUGGAUGUCAACACAGCAGCCCAACAUGCUAAAUAUCAUGUUUACCUCACGCCACCAAAAGAUGCAACUAAAGGACCGCUGUUUAUUUGUCACCACGGCGCUGGAGCUACUGGAAUGAGUUUUGCGUGUUUUGCUGCGGCGGUGAGGAAGGAGAUGCCCGGAGCUGGUAUCUGCAGUUUAGAGGCUAGAGAACACGGGUCUUACGUCUCUGCGUCUCCCCCCUCCGCCAACGAAGAAAUCUUGGACUUUAGUAUCGAGACUUUGGUGCAUGAUACACUAGCCAUGAUCGAGGGGGUCAAGCAACGACAAGGCUGGAAGACACUACCUCCCUCGGUGCUUAUCGGUCAUUCCCUUGGUGGCGCCGUGGUGACGCGUAUUGCUGCAAACGGCACACUCGGCGCACAGUUAGUGGGGUUCGCGGUAUUGGAUGUGGUCGAAGGCUCAGCCAUCGAAGCCCUGCUGCACAUGAAAACCUACCUCGCCUCACGACCUUCCUCGUUCGCAUCAGUGGAUCAAGCGAUAAACUGGCAUAUCCGCAGUCGCACCAUCAGAGACCUCGAGUCGGCAAGAGCUAGUGUGCCCAGUCUGUUGAUUCCGAAGGAUGAUCGAUGGGUGUGGAGGACAGAUCUGGCACGCACCCAGAGGUGGUGGGAAGAGUGGUUUACGGGUAUGAGUGGGUUGUUUUUGAGGGGAAGGGCUGCAAAGGCACUGGUUUUGGCCGGGACGGAUAGACUGGACAAGGAGUUGAUGGUUGGUCAGAUGCAAGGCAAGUUUCAACUCACGGUCAUACCGGAAGCAGGUCACUUUAUCCAAGAAGACGUACCGGAGAAAACAGCACACUUGAUGAUCGAAUUCUUCAAGCGUAACGAUCGAAGCAGUCUCGUCUUACCACCCAAAGUAUCUGAUCUGCUCGCCCAGGGAAAGAGAGUAUAG